GUUCAGCAGCAAGCGUCACUUGCUCAGACUACGACAGAACCUCGCACCUUCGCAUAGCAACGACAUGGUCUUCGGGCGGACGUCUAGCCACUGUGGACUUGGCUGGAGGGAAAGUGCUUUCCUUCGGGCCAAAAACAAUCACUCCAUCCCUCCCGAAGAUCAAGGUCAAGCCGUAAAAAACGCAAUGACGAACUUGGAGACCCUAAAUGAUCAAUGGAGUCGCCAUCUGGAUACUUGCGAUAAUGACAGCCUAGUCUUGGAAUUACUUCAGACGUACAAAGAAAUACUUGAAGCGAGGAUUGCUGCGUGUCUUGCGCAACGUAACCAACACGAGGAUGCUGGAAGAAAGGCAAACGAGCUUACGGAAAACCGGCCCCUGACGCCAGAUAGUGAGGUUUGGGGCAGAACGAGUUACUGUUCUUGGAUGGAAACGUGGGAGAGCACCGUGAUGUUACAGUUAUUGCUGCAUAGGCAGAUGGCGUCAAUAGCGGUCCAGCUGGCACCCUUUGCUUUGGAGUCUCCUCGAAAUUUGGUUAUAACAGACAUGCAGGCCACCGUUAACCGCAUGAUUAUAGAACCCCUCAUAGCGGCAGGUACAGGGCGGUCGGCUCCAAAUCCGGCCAACACCUGGUACGCCGAAAUGUUGGUGCCUUUUUACAACGCUAGUUUUGGCCUCUUGGCCGGUAGCACUAUGGCUAAUGAUAGCACUAUGGUCUACUGCCAAGUCACGGGAUAUCCAUACGAUGCACAAAUAGUACCGGCUCUUCAAAUAGCAGAGCUAGAUUGUAACUAUUUAUUGGGGAAACCACUGAGUACCUAUCAGCCAACGGACUUGGAAAACCACCUUCUCGUAAACGCCCUGUUCGCAAGAGGCCUGGAGGAGAGCAUACUUGCCAUCGUUCCCGUCGUUCCUUCAUCAGAGACGUCCACAACCACCUGGCGCCUUGCCGUUGUGGAUGAGGAUCAACGAAAUAUCAUUGCCGGAAAACUCGUCCAUCUAGACAACGCCGCAACAUGGGGAAGAUGGGACGGUCAAUGGUUACAAUUCCGGAACAUUUGUCGCCCCUCAGCAGAGCGGUUGUACGCACGCUUCGUCUACACUGUUAUCAAACUGAGGAUAAAGCAAGAUCGUGCCCCUCCACCGCCAGGUUGGUACAAGUAUAUCAAAAGCCUUUGGCCAUCUCCACGUCCUUGGGUGAACACGUCGCUUAUUAUGAAGAUCGCUUUGGCAAUCGGGGACACAUAUGUGCUCCCAUCUUUGUUGCGAAACGAAACUUUUCAGUUUGUCCAACCUACUUUGAGCUGGGAAGAGGAGCAUGACUUGGCGAAGGACCUGGCUUAUACGUUGAAACAAGACGUGUAUUAG
Aplosporella prunicola CBS 121167 is the source of this 1366-nucleotide messenger RNA. RefSeq lists its product as uncharacterized. NCBI's taxonomy places the organism in Eukaryota, Fungi, Ascomycota, Dothideomycetes, Botryosphaeriales, Aplosporellaceae. The coding region runs from base 65 to 1366 and encodes 433 amino acids. The record is from RefSeq and is a predicted model, not a curated record. The transcript has a single exon.